Molecule: messenger RNA, 363 nt
Organism: Sphenostylis stenocarpa
Lineage: Eukaryota; Viridiplantae; Streptophyta; Magnoliopsida; Fabales; Fabaceae
Source: the annotation of a GenBank genome assembly
AUGUGGAACUGCUGCUUGAGAAACAACUUAGUUGCAGCACAAGAUGAGAAUGAAGAGGGCAAGAAAGUUGAGAAGAUGAAGACAUUUUCAUGUGGCAUGAAGAAGAGGGUAAGGUUCAAAAUAGAAGAUGGUGGUAGUAGAAGUGGCCUUGUGAGGAUUAGGUUGGUGGGGACUAAGGGAGAUUUGAAAAGGUUGUUGAGAAAUAAGAACGAGAAUGAAUCUCAGCAUACUUCAUUGGAACAGUUGCUGAGAGAUAUGAUGUUGAGGGAAAAAAGGGUAUCUGGAAUUGAAAAAUAUUGUGGGAGCAUAAAUUCAUGGAAACCAGUUUUAGAAAGCAUUCCAGAGGAUCGAUCGAUGAUGUAG